UGCUCACCUAGCUGCUUAUAUAUCAUAUUGGUUCUACAGCCGUACGGGAUAUGCAGGGUUAUUUUUCAUCGUUUUGGAGCAGAGAAUCAUCAGAGACUGAAACUCAAUUGGCGGAGUAAUUUGUACACAGUAUGGAACCCAUCAAACCCAUCUUCUUGGCUAUCCUUCUUGUCAUUCCUUCACUGCUUUUUUCACCUGUGACAACUGAAGAAGUCGAGGACGAGAGAGAGUUCAACUAUGUUGAAGGAAGUGGUGUAGGUCCCGAGCACUGGGGCGAAAUCCACGAGGAAUGGGCGGCCUGCGGCAAUGGCGAAAUGCAGUCUCCCAUUGAUUUGUCAGAGAAGAAGGUUGAGGUUCUUCAUCAUCUAGGGAAGCUUAAGAGAAGAUACAGACCAUCACGCGCAGUUCUUGUAAACAGGGGUCAUGAUAUAAUGAUUAAAUGGGUUGAAAGAGCGGGAUCGAUUUACAUCAACGGAACUAGAUAUUUCCUCAGACACUGUCACUGGCACUCUCCUUCUGAGCACACAAUUAAUGGUGUAAGGUAUGCAUUAGAGGGGCAUAUGGUUCAUGAGAGCUCUGACAAGAAGGUCGCAGUUGUGGGGAUCUUAUACAAAUUUGGACGGCCAGAUCGUUUUCUCUCUAUGAUGGAGAAUUAUGUCUUCAAAACUGCCGACAAAGAAGGUGCAGAAGAAGAGUUGGGCAUAGUAAAUCCGAAGCGCAUCAAAUUGGGAGGGACGGAGUAUUACAGAUACAUGGGAUCUCUCACUACUCCUCCUUGCACCGAAGGUGUCGUGUGGACCAUCCUGAAGAAGGUGAAGACUGUUUCAAAGGAGCAGGUGGAGUUGUUGAGGAUGGCAGUUCAUGAUGAUUCGGAGAUGAAUGCAAGACCCACACAACCAACCAACUACCGAUCGGUUCACUACUACAAGUCACGGAGACUAUAGUUUGAGCUGCGGAUUCUAAAAUAAUCUUUUGUAGGCACAGGAAUGCAUAAAUGCUGGCUUAUGCUCUCUAUUCAUCAUGCAUACACUUGUGGAAGAAUAAGGGGCGCGGGUCCACUGUUAUUAUUUGUUGUUGUAUUUGUAUUCUAUAUGUUGUAUGUUACAUGGUGAUAUAUGUAUAUGAUGAAGGGUGUAGUAAUACAUAUUACAUGUCUCGUACCAUGUGCAAUACCACUUUUGGUUUGGGAAAUACUAUUUCUAUUGAAAUCUAUAUUUAGGCCUCGUUUGGUUUGCGGGAAUAGGGUCUGGAA
Molecule: messenger RNA, 1252 nt
Organism: Nelumbo nucifera (sacred lotus)
Lineage: Eukaryota; Viridiplantae; Streptophyta; Magnoliopsida; Proteales; Nelumbonaceae
Product: alpha carbonic anhydrase 7-like
Biological process (GO): one-carbon metabolic process
Molecular function (GO): carbonate dehydratase activity; zinc ion binding
Source: RefSeq, a predicted model, not a curated record